Molecule: messenger RNA, 480 nt
Organism: Echinops telfairi (small Madagascar hedgehog)
Lineage: Eukaryota; Metazoa; Chordata; Mammalia; Afrosoricida; Tenrecidae
Product: keratin-associated protein 6-2-like
Exons: 3
Coding region: 1-480 (159 amino acids)
Biological process (GO): hair follicle development
Source: RefSeq, a predicted model, not a curated record
AUGUGUUGCAACUACUACAGUGGUUAUGGCUCAGGCUAUGGCUGUGGCUAUGGUUCUGGCAAUGGCUGUGGUUAUGGCUCAGGCUAUGGCUGUGGCUAUGGCUCAGGCUAUGGCUGCUAUGGCUGUGGCUAUGGCUCAGGCUAUGGCUGUGGCUAUGGCUCAGGCUAUGGCUGUGGCUAUGGUUCAGGCUAUGGCUGUGGAUAUGGCUCUCUCUAUGGCUCAGGCUAUGGAUGUGGCUAUGGCUCUGGCUAUGGCUGUGGCUAUGGCUCAGGCUAUGGCUGUGGCUAUGGCUCAGGCUAUGGCUGUGGCUAUGGUUCUGGCUAUGGCUGUGGCUAUGGCUCCCUCUAUGGCUCAGGCUAUGGCUGUGGCUAUGGCUCAGGCUAUGGCUGUGGCUAUGGCUCAGGCUAUGGCUCAGGCUAUGGCUGUGGCUAUGGCUCUGGCUGCUGUGGCUACAGGAGAUGCUAUUCUUCUUGCUGCUAG